This is a messenger RNA of Ictalurus punctatus (channel catfish), 3341 nucleotides long. Its product is annotated as ADP-ribosyl cyclase/cyclic ADP-ribose hydrolase 1. Gene Ontology annotation, molecular function: NAD+ nucleosidase activity; phosphorus-oxygen lyase activity. Gene Ontology annotation, cellular component: plasma membrane. Gene Ontology annotation, biological process: positive regulation of B cell proliferation. The record is from RefSeq and is a predicted model, not a curated record. NCBI's taxonomy places the organism in Eukaryota, Metazoa, Chordata, Actinopteri, Siluriformes, Ictaluridae. The transcript is spliced from 10 exons. Bases 137 to 886 code for a protein of 249 amino acids.
UUACAGGCCAAUACAAGCUCCACGCGCCAGCAUAAAUGAAAAAUUUCUGUAGUUUGAAUACCUUCCCUGGGUUUUCCAUGAGGGUAUAAUUUUCUAUUUUGCUAGUAGAGGUAACAGAAGGCUGAAAAUUGCCAGUAUGAUUUCAGAACUGUUCAUCAUCAUUAUCCUUACUGGUCAUAUAAACACAGACUCUGGGACCACACCGAACAUAAAACAAAUUGUGAUUGGACGAUGUUAUGAGUACAUUACCCUGGUAAACCCUAGUUACAGAUAUGAAUGCGAGGAGAUCUGGCACGAGUUUGAGGAGGCAGUGGUCCGGACAACACCAUGCAGUGUGAGAAUGAAGGAUUAUGAGAGAAUGUUUCAUGCUGCUCCUCAGACUCCUCCCUGUGACAAACUGCUGUUCUGGAGCAAGACACAAACGCUGAUGCAGAGAAAUCUAGCUGUCAUAGGAAGCUUAUGGACCUUGGAGGAUACACUGGUGGGAUUCAUGUUCAAGGACCUCAUCUGGUGUGGUCAGCAGGAAAGAGACAGAGGCUUUGAUUUUCUGUCUUGUCCAGAAUGGUCGACAUGUGUGAGCCAUCCUGUGUACUCACUGUGGAAACAAGCAUCACAAAAUUUUGCUGUGGGAGCCUGUGGAAAUAUUACAGUGCUCUUAAAUGGAUCUAUUGAAAAUGCAUUUAACAGGAACAGCAUGUUUGGGAGUGUGGAGCUAGACAAUCUGAACCCCAGGAUGGUGGCCCAUGUCCACAUCAAAGUUGUUCCAAACUUAGAAGGCCCAUUUGUAGAGUCCUGUUCCAAGGGUUCCAUUGUCAGACUCAUACAUAUUCUGCAGACCCGGGGGUUCCACUGGUCCUGCACAGAUCGCGCUCUGAGUCUUCUAUAAUGCCUGAUGAGGUUGGAGAAUACAUGGCAAGGGACCUGAGACCAUUCCUUAAUACAGAAUCUCUCCAGAUCCUUCACAUUUUGAGGUCCACGCUGGUGGACUCUCCUCUUCAGUUCACCCCACAGGUUUUCUAUGAGUUUCAAGUCAGGGAACUGGGAUGGGACUUGCGUUUGUGGCCAGUAAACUAUUUUUGUGUUGAUUUUGAUGUAAGUUUUGGAUCAUAGUCCUGCUGGAAGAUCCAACCACGGCCCAUUUUAAGCUUUCCGGCAGAGGCAGUCAGGUUUUCAUUUAAUAUCUGUUGAUAUUUGAGUCCAGGAUGCCAAGUAUCCUAAGAAAAUGUCCAGGUCCUGUUGGGGUUCAAAAUGGAUAUUUUAAAAGUGAGUGGUUUCAACUUGGUCUUUCAAUUAUAUCAUGUGCAGCAGUAAAAGUCCUUGGUGUGACAUUAUUUAAAUAAUAUUUUUAAGGACUUUUCACAUAAUGAACAAAUGCAAAUCUUGGGAUUGAAUUGAAGAUUUUAUUGUGCUUAUAAAACAAUAUAAUAUAUAAUAAAAAUUCUGGCAAACCUGCAACAAUGCAGGUAUGUGUGCGUGUGCAUGUGCAUGCAAGGUGAUCACAAAAAUUUAAAUGCUGAAAUAAUUGAGACAUAAGGUUUCUAAUUGACACCAAGCUGCACUCCUAUGCUGAAGACUCCAGACAUUUAUCAUUAAACAAUGCUGAGAAGAUGAAAGAGUGUCUUUUUCACACAUUGUAAGUGUCAUUUUAACAUAACACAGCUACAGUUUAACGUGCAGACUUACUUGCAGAGCUUCUCCUUGAUGUCAUGGACAAUUUCUCUCCCGGCUGUGGUAGUGAAGCCGUGGCCUCUCUCGGUCAGGAUUUUUAUGAGGUAGUCAGUCAGGUCACGGCCAGCCAGGUCCAGACUGAGGAUGGCAUGGGGAAGGGCAUAACCUUCGUAGAUGGGCACAGUGUGGAUCACACCAUCACCAGAGUCCAUCACAAUACCAGUGGUACGACCGGAGGCGUACAGGGACAGCACAGCCCGGACGGCAACGUACAUGGCUGGGGUGUUGAAGGUCUUGGACGUGAUCUGGAAUGAGAAAAGGAAGGUUUAAUCCCAAUUUUUUUUCUAUUAGGUUGUCACUAUGGGCCAUGCGGUUAGUUAGAAUAAAGACAAGUCAGAAUUAGAGAGUGAGAAGCAUGAAAUAACCUGCUGGUUCCAACAGAUGAGAAACUCAGGAGUUCAGAGGAGAUGAAGCCUGGAGAAAGUGAAUGAAGUGGAUGAACUUAAGGAGAAGAGUAAUAGGUUUAAAACGGUCAACCGAAAGGCAGAUUCAAGUAGUUUCAAACGUUAACCCAAGCUAGGUCAUCUUUUCUCUGUUGGCUUUGGGGUUCAGGAAAGCGUCAGUAAGCAGGAUGGGGUGCUCCUCAGGGGCAACACGCAGCGAUGCCAGAUCUUCAUGUCAUCCCAGUUGGUGACAAUACCGUGCUCAAUGGGGUACUUCAGGGUCAGGAUACCUCUUUGCUCUGAGCCUCGUCACCAACAUAGCUGUCCUUCUGUCCCAUACCAACCAUCACAGCCUGUAAAAAGCAAGACAAUCAUGUUAAAGGAAAGAUUUGCCGUACCGAAAGAAAAACGAUGCAAAUUAGCAGUGUAAAUAAAUUAUUUUAAAAGCCAAGCUACAACUCUUUUAUGGCACGGGGUUUGGAUGUGCAGGGGGUAAAAAAAAAAGAAUAUAAAGGCAGUUAUUUUGCCCUGUUUCACAAUAGUCAAUCCUUGAGGACACAUUUAACCUGUACCUUAGGGAACAAAAACAGUGUCUUAGGAAGUGCUAAGUGUACCGUAACCGUUUUUUCUCAGAGAGGACUAAUUUAUUCACAUGUUAAUGUACUUAUUUACAUUAACAGUAUUUAAAUACUGUUAAUGUAAAUACAAGAAUUUUUAAAAAAUACUUUUUGCAUUAUUGCUUUGUAAAAACUGCAUUAUUUUACCAUAAAAACCCUUAAAAGAACAGUAAAGUACACUAACCAGUAAAUCACUGUGUUUACUACAGAUGCAUGCUCUCUGAACUGUUUUUUCUCCUUGUGUUUUUUUUUAACAAUAAAUCACAACGAUAUGGUCAACAAGAAUAUGUGUACCUCUAUGAAAAUAAACCAUUUUAGGCUUGUCCUGGUCUCUCCCAUUAAUUACAUGAUCAUUUAGAUUUCAAUGACUCCUUUAGAUUCAGAAAGGACUUUACUUGAAGAGUGUUCAUGAUUAUAGUAAUGAUUUGUGAUAAGUGAUGACUCCAAAGACUUUACAAAUAAAAACUAAUGCAGUGUUAUGGAAUUAUUAUUAAAUUGAUAUAAAAUGCAAUCUGUGACAUGUUUUAAAGUCCAGUCUUUAUUUUAUUGGCUAUAUGCAUCGUAUUGCAUGUAUAUGGCUUUGCAUUAUAUUAAUAAAAUAUGUUAAAAAGCA